This is a messenger RNA of Notolabrus celidotus (New Zealand spotty), 1382 nucleotides long. It is a transcript of the gene selenop2, whose product is annotated as selenoprotein P2. Gene Ontology annotation, molecular function: selenium binding. Gene Ontology annotation, cellular component: extracellular region. Gene Ontology annotation, biological process: selenium compound metabolic process. Lineage: Eukaryota; Metazoa; Chordata; Actinopteri; Labriformes; Labridae. The record is from RefSeq and is a predicted model, not a curated record. The transcript has 5 exons.
CACAGAGAGAGGACAGAGGUAGAUCCAGUCCAGCCAGAGAGGCACAAUGCGCUCUCUCUUGUCGCUGUGGCUGUGCGCGACCCUGCCAGGUUUCCUUUGGGCCUCACACGUGAGCUUGGUUGUGGAGGGGGACAAUGAUGCCUCCAUGAUCUGCAAACCUGCCCCCCACUGGGAGAUAAAGGGAAACACACCCAUGAAAGAGCUGCUAGGAAAUGUAGCCGUGGUGGCGCUGCUGAAGGCUAGCUGACAGUUCUGUCUCACUCAGGCCUCCAAAAUCGGAGGCCUGCGUGAUAAGCUGAACCGCAGCAACCUGACUGAGGUGUCCUUUAUGAUAGUAAAUGAGCGUGAGGCUCGGUCUAGAGCCAUGUACUGGGAGCUUAAGAGAAGAGCGCCCCCUGGUGUUCCUGUGUAUCAGCAGGCUGCGUUUCAGAAUGAUGUGUGGGAGGCUCUGGAUGGAGACAAGGAUGACUUCCUGGUUUAUGAUCGGUGUGGACUGCUCACCUUCCAUAUCGUGCUGCCUUACAGUUACCUGCAUUACCCCUACAUAGAAGCUGCAAUCAGAGCCACUUACUAUAAAAACAUCUGCAACUGCUCUGCGGCUAAUUAUACUUCAUCAAGCAGCAACAGCAGCACCUUACAAGACAUGACAACACAUUUAAAUACCACAACACCCUCAAGUCAAUUGGACACUGAUGAUGAAGCAAUGGACACCCCUUCCCGGCCAAAUCACAACCACAACCAUCAUCAACACCAACCCCACCACCACAGCAGUCCCCGGAUCCAGUCCACGCCUGCCAGCAAUACACAACAGAAGACAACUCUUCAUCACGAUCACUUGGAUCAUCAUCAACAUCAACAUCAUCAUCAUCAUCAUGGUAACCACAGUCAUCAUGGUGGGAUUGGCAAUGGAUAAUAAGAUGCACAUUUAAUACACAACAGCAUACUUACAUGGCUGCUGUUUUCCUUUGAUGCUAAGCUUAUGGUGUGGAGCUGAACUCCUGAUGUAGUUCUGCUGUGUCAGGCUGUAAGUAUGGAAGUAACAAAUUUGACAAAUCAUGAUCAUUUUACAGCCUUAUGAUCGACCAGUUAAGUAAGAAGCAAUAGGGAAUUAAAAACCAGAGUGUUAUAACUCAAUUUCCCAAGCGUAAACAAUAUAUUUUAUAACCAAACAAUUGCUAAUGUUAGAAUUCAGCCUCCUCCACGUGUCUAAAUAUAUAAAUAUAGGAAGUGAUAGCUGGGUGGUAGCUGAAAGCAAACAUUAUAGUUUGAUUGGGACACGAAACAAAAGAAAAAGGGUGGAAUUCCUUGCUAGCAUUAAUGUUCAAUAGGAAUUAGUUGAAUACAUUAGCAAUAGCAAUUUUAUUUAUAAAGCACAAUUCAUU